AUGCUAGUUUAUGACUUGGGAGGGGCAAUAAGAUGGUCACUCCAAGGGUGCCUUACAAUUUUUGCUUCUAUGAGGUUCUCACAUAAAAUUGUUGAGGAGGCUAAUGGCGGACAAAAUCAGGCAGAUGGAGACAAUGAGAAGAGAGAGCGGUUUUCUGAUUGGGGUUGGGAAAUAAUUGGGGCUGGGGUUGUUUUGCUUACUGACCAUCAGCACGUACAGUGGGCGUCGGCUCUUCACAAGAUCAAAAAGGUGGUUGCACUUUCAUCCUCAGCAUCCACCCAUGCAUGA
Dovyalis caffra is the source of this 288-nucleotide messenger RNA. Lineage: Eukaryota; Viridiplantae; Streptophyta; Magnoliopsida; Malpighiales; Salicaceae. The record is from the annotation of a GenBank genome assembly.